This is a messenger RNA of Symbiodinium necroappetens, 4389 nucleotides long. The record is from the annotation of a GenBank genome assembly. NCBI's taxonomy places the organism in Eukaryota, Dinophyceae, Suessiales, Symbiodiniaceae.
AUGCCGAAGGGUGCGACUCGGCUGCGGUUUGUCACAGGGGCGGGUGAGGCAGACAAAGCACCCCGUAUCAACCUCAAAGACCUCGGCCUGGAUCCCAAGCUCUUCUCGCCUUCGAGCGCCGAUCUCAUCAGCAAGCUGCCGGACACGCCCUCCUCGAGGGCCCUCGUGCUGGACAUUGCUCGAGCUGCAGUGAAGCAAGAGCCGAAGCGGACUCGCCGCCGGCUGGAUGAGGACUUCGCUGGGGUCCAGGAACUCGCACCGACCGAGUUGCAAGUCCUGAAGGAAGCAGAUGCCGCAAUCAAAGCAGGCAUCACAACCGAAGGAUUGCUAGAGCACGAGAAGUUCGCAAGAAAGGCUUCUCUCGGAGCCGAGGGUCAGGGCUCUGCCAAGAGAUCCAAGCUUUUUGAUCUCAUGGACAAGAAAAAAGAGAUUGAGAGAGAGAUCUUUGAACAGCAGCAACAAGAAGCUUUGGAGCAGCAGCUAGCAGAGCAAGUAUGUGCAGAGCAGCAACGACAGGAAAAGGAACGGCUUCUUCAGGAACAAGCAGAGCAGGCACGUCUAGAACAGCUACGACAGGAAAAGGAACGACUUCUCAAGGAGCAAGCGGAGCAGGCACGUCUAGAGCAGCUACGAGAGGAAAAGGAGCGACUUCUCAAGGAGCAAGCAGAGCAGGCACGUCUAGAACAGCUACGACUCCGGGUGGAACAGGAUAGAAUCGACAAGGAACGAGCUGAGAAGCUUCGUGCCCGUGCAGGCUUUGUCAGUUCUGUGCAAAAGGCUCUCUUCACGCAGGCCUGGCAGGAGCUCGAAGCAGCAUCUGCAGCAGACUCGUUGGAUGUUGCACACCGUUUGACGAAAGAGGUGCUAGCCGGUGCGGCUCUUGAGACUGUGGACGUGACAGAUACUGAAGCAGCACUGGCUUCGUUUCGAGCCCAGAUGAAAUCCCGAGUCAGGUUGCAUCUGCAGACUACAGACACCCUCCCGCUGAAUGGUUCGGAUUUCAGCUCCCCUCCGAAAGCAGCCUGCCCUCCCAGUGGACCUGCUAAGAUGCCUGGUGCAGACACAAUCGACCAGGCCACGAGGCACGAGGAGGCACAACAAAUCCCGCAAGCUUGGAACAAGCAAGCUCUAGAGGAGGAGCAAGCAGCACUUCGGAAGCUGCAGCAGUUGAAGGACGAUGCUGCUCGGGAUGAAGAGGAGCUCUCAAAGCUCCAGGCCAGGAUGCAGCAGAGACAGUUGGACUCACAGUCCCAAGCGAAAGCAGCCCUUUUGGCCCGCUCCCGUUCCCAAGCCAGCCUCUCCUCCGAGCGGUCCACAGCGAGCCCCAGUCCGGCACCAGCAUCCUCGCUCGCAGCGACCACGACCACGCCAACGACGCCGUCUGAGCCCUCGGCAGCACAUGCACGGACCGAUACAACGGCUGACAUCAGCCCAGAGCAGUUGCAGCAGAUGUGCCAAGUUCAGAAGGAGUUGUCGGCCAUCAAAAUCAACUCUGCGACCCACAAGUUGGAGUGGAAUUACCUGUAUAGGUUGGUCACCCCCAACUCCAAAGGGCAGCCGAAGUGCGACAUCGACAUCUACAACAAAUGGCACCAGGGUGGUGCGGCAAAGCAGGAACUGCUGAGGGACUUUGUCUUGAAGUGCUACAAGCCCAACGACUACGAAGGAAACAAGGGACGCCUCGAGACGUUGAUGAUUUACAGAAGGGAGAAGAGCAAGUCCCAGAAAACCAACUUGAUCCGUGGAUGGAACAAGGUGAAAGGGGCCAUGCAAUACUGCGAGAAGCACCGGCUCACGAAGCGGUGCAAAUACACGAACGAGCUCAAGUUCCUGGUUGAGUUAGAGGACAGAGUAGACGACGAGCUACUUGUUCGCUUAAAGCUCGAAGAGGAAAUGUCUGCCAUAAACGGCGAUUACACAGACGACUGCUUCGCCUUCAGCAUCGCCACCGAGGAGGGCGAUGAGCCUGCUGCUGGCAAGGAGGGCAACAAGAAGCUGGUGCUGGAGGAGUGGCCCGAGAUCAUCGAGGACAACUUGAUUCUCAGGGUGAAGAAGUACAAGGACCACGCCGUGAAAAGGAAAUCCACGUUCAAGGCCACGGAGGCCUUGUAUUCUGCCUUGGGUGUCGAGAUUGAUGAGUAUCAGCUCUACCUAGACAUGGAGAUGGAAGCUUUGAGGGAGAGCAUCAUGGAGCUGUAUGCCACAAUCCCGGAGGAGUACGAUACAUCUCUGGAUUUGCUAAGAGCUGCUGCAGAUGUCUUUACGAGUUUGAGGUAUCAGACGAUCGGCCAGCCCAUGAUACGAGUCACAACCGGCCUUCGCCCACGCAAUCCCAAAGAUGAAGUACCACUUCACUUGCAGUACAUCAAAAAUGGCCUUCAUCCAAGUAUGCUGUACAACCAAGUCACCGGUACUUUGGAUUUCUUCCAGCAGCUCAUCGUUCCAGUUGAGAAUGACUUCGCCAACCUGAAGAAAGCCCUAGAUGCCAUCCUGGAGACCUACAACCUGGUCUGUGCUGUGGAAACCGGUGCUGACAAGAAGAAGCCGCUUGGGAGCAAGAACGCCUCAGAGCUAUGCCUCGCAUUGCUCUUCGCUUCAAUCGCAGACAUACUUCAAGCGGCGAACCGCUGCAAAGAAGGCUCCCAAGCCGAAGGUGGCCGUGACCUCGUGGAUGAGGUCGUGGGUACUUUCAUCGCUGGCAAUGCAUCCAAAGCAGUGUCCAUUGCAAACACAGCUACAAAGCGAACUGUGUCUGCCUAUUUGGAGGGUGAGCAAGAAACCUGGGAUUUGAAAAAGAUCGCCAAAACCCAUGGCACUGGAUCCGGAAAUCAGUUCCGAGGCCUUGUUCGAGGUUUGGAGCAGAUGGGCCGCACGCUCAAGGUUGAAAUCGACUACAUCGCUGUUCCUUACUACAACCAAGGCAUUUGCCAGCACCCCAUACUUUCAACUCGAAGCCUGUUUACCUACAUGCUUCACAAUGGGUGCUCCAAGCUGCUGCUGGGAGGCUACGAUAUCAAAAUGAAUGAAUCCAGAACUGUUCUUCGGCAAUGGUGGGAACGAUACAGGGUCUACGAUCCCGGUCACCCAGUUUUCGACAGCAAACCGUUGGAGGACACCGUGCCGCUGGCUGUAUAUGGAGACGAGGGGACCGGUAAACGAAAGCACCCCUGCUACAUCCUUGCAACCAAGGCAAUGCUCAACUGUCGCAACAACAGCUACUAUCGCAACUUCUUGUACACGAUCGCAGCCCAUGAGCUUUACCGGGGAUUUCACAAAGGUUCAUCGCAACACAACGAAUGUUUGGAUGAGAUUGUGCGACAUUACUCGCUGGCAGCUGGUUCUCUCUUUCGAGAAGGUUACCGGGGCAUCACUGUGGAUGUCAAUGGCACGGGCACUGGAGUUCGCACGCUUUACUUCGCUUAUGUUGGAUGUCUUGGAGAUUUGCCUUUUCAGGCCAAGAUCUGGAAGCAAGAGCGAAAUUUUCAGUGUGCAGCUUGCUGUCCUUUCUGCUUGGCCACACGAGACGAUCUUUGGGAUGUUUCAGACCAGCCCUCUUGGGCAUCGCCAGAUGUGCCCGCCCCAUGGUUGGAAGAUUCAGUUCUUGCCACGAUCCCUGGGAUGUCAGCUCCUGUUAUGGCCCGACAUGACAUUUUUCACCUUGGACAUUUAGGGGUGGCACGCUAUUUUUAUGCAUCCACCCUGGUGCUGCUGUGCCGGAACUUUGGCUUCUGGCCUGGUUCUGCUUCGGACACGUUGGGUUCCAGACUAGCAAAUGCAUGUGAUGAUUUUCGCACUUUCUGUCGAGGGGUCGGGCAGACCCCCUUUGUGAAGGAGUUUACAACUACAAACCUCCAUACAGCUCAAACUGGUUUCCCCAAAUGCAACUUCAAGGCAAGCGACUCUGUGCUCAUUAUGGACUUCUUGGAAGAUUACUUGGAUCGACCCUGGAGGUUCGACGACGAAGGGGUCCAGCGCACCAUGCUGACAGCGAUUAUUCAGUACAAUGCUUUUCACAGGUGUUGCUGGAAAGCAGACGACAGGAGGUGGCUGAGUCGUGAAGAAGCAACAAAGGCAGCAUGCUGCCUGGAUGCUUUUAUCUCCUGCUACGUCUUGCUGGCGAGGUGGGCCUUCCGAAGGGAAAUUUGCCAUUAUGUGCUGGUUCCAAAGCUACACUUCCUGAAGCACCUGGUGCUGGACAUGCAGAAGGAUUUAGCAAACCGAGCAGCAACAAAAAUCGCCAACCCGGCCAUGUUUGCCACGCCGGACGGUGAAGACUUUGUCGGACGGAUAGCUAGGCCGGUGCGGGAGCUGCACAGCUCUACUGCAUCUUUAGGGCGACUGCAAAUCUAUAGAGCAGAAAUGCUACAAGAAUGGGCAGGGAAUGGCUAG